CCAUUGUUCUCUCACCUAAACUGGUUCUGUUUUCUCUCUCUCCACCAUUUCGCGUUUGUAACUCAGUGGAGAAGGAAAUAUCCAAAUCGAUCCGUUUAAAAAAAGGGAUUUCGAAUUUUUUCCGGAGCUAUGUCGAGUGCUGCUGUGGACGCGACGGGUAACCCGAUCCCUACAUCUGCAGUGUUGACUGCGUCGGCGAAGCAUAUAGGUUUAAGAUGUAUGCCUGAGAACGUUGCGUUCCUCAAAUGCAAGAAGAAUGAUCCUAACCCCGAGAAGUGUCUCGACAAGGGUCGUGACGUCACUCGCUGCGUGCUUGGCUUGCUGAAGGAUCUACACCAGAAGUGCCAGAAGGAGAUGGAUGACUAUGUUGGGUGUAUGUAUUACUACACCAACGAGUUUGAUCUGUGUAGGAAAGAGCAAGAAGCCUUCGAGAAAGUGUGUCCCCUGAAGUGAGAAGAAUCACAUGCUAUUGUCAUGUUUUUUUUUUUUAAUUUGUAAUCUCUUAAUAAAGAAAAAUGUUCAUUUUUGAAUGAGCUUUACUCUCUACUUCUUUUUGUUUUUGUCAUCACCAUUUUUUUUUUCCUCUUAAAUGUUUUCAAAGACAAGGAAAUGACUUUCACUGUUUGAAGGUUCUUUAAGCAGCACAGAAUGAAUUUCCGGAUAAAUAAUCUUUUGUUUAUGAGCUUUA
This is a messenger RNA of Raphanus sativus (radish), 688 nucleotides long. RefSeq names its product NADH dehydrogenase [ubiquinone] 1 alpha subcomplex subunit 8-B-like. The transcript has 3 exons. NCBI's taxonomy places the organism in Eukaryota, Viridiplantae, Streptophyta, Magnoliopsida, Brassicales, Brassicaceae. The record is from RefSeq and is a predicted model, not a curated record. Bases 130 to 453 code for a protein of 107 amino acids. Gene Ontology annotation, biological process: mitochondrial electron transport, NADH to ubiquinone.